This is a messenger RNA of Epinephelus fuscoguttatus (brown-marbled grouper), 954 nucleotides long. It is a transcript of the gene epdr1, whose product is annotated as ependymin related 1. The transcript is spliced from 3 exons. Gene Ontology annotation, biological process: cell-matrix adhesion. The record is from RefSeq and is a predicted model, not a curated record. Lineage: Eukaryota; Metazoa; Chordata; Actinopteri; Perciformes; Serranidae. Gene Ontology annotation, cellular component: lysosome; extracellular region. Gene Ontology annotation, molecular function: calcium ion binding. Bases 80 to 718 code for a protein of 212 amino acids.
CGAGCUUGUCAGCAGCAGGUGCAGCCUAUCAACAAUAACAACGGGAUCAGCUAACGGUACUCCAGUACUUCCAGACGCAAUGCACCGACUAUUGUUUGUGUUUCUAGCCGCUUCCGGGGCGUCUGUCCUCGGCCUCCCGGGGCUGGGUGUGUCCCGGGCGGCCGGGCCCUGCCUCGCCCCGCUGCAGUGGGAGGGCAGGUGGGUCGUGUACGACCACAGCACCGGGAGGAACAGCCGAGCCGCCGUGUCCUACGACGGCCAAAACCAGAGGAUCCGAGUCCUGCAGCAGCACAAGAAGCACACCCCGUGUCAGAAGUUUUUUGAGUACAUCUACUUGUACCAGAGCAUGGUGAUGUUCCAGAUUGACCAGAAGACCAAGGACUGCGCAAAGAUCGCUCUGACGGAGGCCUGGGAUCCCUUCGACAUCCCAGACAACUCCACCUUCGAGGACCAGUACAUCAUUGGAGGCCCUGGGGACAACGUGGAGGUUCAGGAGUGGUCAGACAGGAAGCCGGCACGCCAGCAUGAGACCUGGGUGGGCGUUUACACCCUGAAGGACUGCUACCCGGUGCAGGAGACCUACACCAGGAACAGCAGCGUCACCACCUCCACCCGCUUCUUCAACCUCCAGCUGGGCAUCAGCGACCCUAACGUCUUCACCCCACCCAGCACCUGUCAAUCAGCUCGACCCAAGAGGAUGGUGGAGUCCGACUGCUGAGGCCCACCUUUAACCUUAGAUACUUAACAGCAUUCUGAGUCCGAAAUCACUUCCUCGUUCACUCAUUCACUCUUUACGUAACAAAAGCUCAAUAGUUCACUCACAAUGAGCAAUAUACUGAGAUUUUGGACACUUUUACAUCUUCAUUUUGUGUAAGAGUUUACGGCUGUUGCAUCUGUAAAAUCUGGUGCAUUGUGAAAGAAUUCAGACAGCCAAAUAAAGUGGUGCAUGGUAAA